Messenger RNA from Colletotrichum truncatum, 1554 nucleotides. RefSeq lists its product as uncharacterized. Lineage: Eukaryota; Fungi; Ascomycota; Sordariomycetes; Glomerellales; Glomerellaceae. The record is from RefSeq and is a predicted model, not a curated record.
AUGGAACCUCACGACCGCAUCCUGACCUGGAUCUCUGGAUUGCAAGCGUCGACUAUCCCCACCUCGGUGCCCUGCAACAACGUCGUGAACCCGCGCAAAGGACGACGUUCAUCCCUUGCCAAACAAGACACGGUCGGCCGCCGUCUCCUUUCGCCUCCGAACAGCGUCGAGUCCUGCCAGAGAAAGCACUACAUGGCCACCGCAAAUACUGAAGACGGCGACAUCGCACAUAUACCGGGUAGCCCCGUCGAUGGAACUUCCCCCAACCCCAAACGAGCCCGUGUCGACCACCACCUCGAAGACAUGGACGCUGAUCCGACCCCAAGGGUCCUCCGUACGGUUGCCACCUCUCACGUACAAGACUCACGAGACAAUACCCAGUUGUCGUCUUACGACGCCGACAGUUUAACGUCAGCGUCCUUGGCUAGCAGCGCCCAAAGCGAUACUGCCCUCUCUUUCCGAUCCUCGCCCAGUAAGAGCAAGAAGCGCUCUCGGCGGUCAAGCCCUCGAAAACAAAGCAUGCUCAUGGUCAUGGAGGAUGCCAUUCGUCCUACGAGCUUCGGAGGUCCCGUCGACCCGCCCGAGGCUCUCGACGCAAUCGUAACCGGCAUUGACAAACUCGCGAGCGGCGCGGCCAUUAUUUCACAUACUGCCAAGGAAUCUGUUCAAGAAGAGGCCAGAGCAAAUCGUCGAGUGUUCAGAUGGGUCGAGGACCGAUCUUUUACCGACUCCUUGUCGUCUUCCACCUCUGAUCGCCACAGCCUAGGCCCGACGCCUUCCGUGUCCGAGGUGAAGAGGAUAUGGUCAAACGCUGAUGACUGCUACGAAUUCCAGCAUUUCGAAAGCCAAUGGAAUUGCGCCGUCCACCAUCAGAUCCUCUUCGCCGCCUUCGGACAUUCCAGCAGCCUAGGCUUCUGCAGCGUCACCGGCGUCCAGAUCCAUCCCAACUACGCCCGAGGCAGCAAAGUAUCGCACCACAAUAAGAAGGUGGACUUUUGCGUCUUUGUGAACCGGGAGUCGCCCCGUCUUACCGCGGCCGCGUUGCUAUCACCUUUUCAGUCCGUUAACCAUACCGAUUAUCCGCCGCUCCUCCGUCGUCCCAUCGCCAUCUCCAUCGAGACUAAGACGCCAGGGGACAAGUGGACUGAAGCCGUGAACCAAAUGUCCGCCUGGCUGAUUGCCCAGUGGGAUGCUCUUGACGACAUGGUCGCCCGCGCGCAAGCCCUGGACGGCGACGUAGCUGCCUUCAAUGCUCCGCCUUCCCCCUCCCCUGGCGCCGCUAGACCCUCGCCAGCAGCGGCCACGGGACUGGCCUUCCUCCCCGGCGUCAUUGUGCAAGGACACGAGUGGUACUUCAUCGCCAUUACCAGAGCGGCAGCAGACGGAUAUACUCGGCGAUGGGAGAAGGUGCUCAUCGGCUCCACGCAGUCCACCGAGGGGGUCUACAAGAUCGUGGCUGUCCUGCAACUACUAGGACGCUGGGUCGAGGACCAGUAUUGGCCUUGGUUCCAGCGCAAUGUCCUUGGCCAGAAUGACAGCCACGUUCCGGGCUGA